AUGCACAACGUCUCAUCCAUGAGAAUAUUAAAGAGAUCAUAAACAUUCCAAACGGUUGGUUAUUGCACUCAGUAUUGGCUGCAGUCAUCAUAAUGCAAGAGUAACAAGAUUUAAUCAGUCAACACAUAAGUUCUACUAGUCAUCAGAUACCCUGCUGGUAUAGUGAACUGGCCAAAGGAGGACAUCCAGGCUGCUGAUGCGAAGACCUGGAAACCCCUCAAAAUGCGCAGAGCCUUCCACCCAAAGUCCAUCACCCAGAGACUGUACACCAGCUGGAAAGAGGGUGGAUGGGGCCUGACAGACAGAUGGACUCAACCAAUCCUUGAGCACAGGCCAUGAAAAGGGGCUGGUCCAUAAUGGGACACAGUGUCAAGUUUUCUGGGAAAAGGACAAACAUUCACCAUGCAGUCCUGUGCAAGAUGUGGGUUUGUGGUCUACCCAGCUGAGAAGAUCAACUGUAUUGACCAGAACUGGCACAAAUCAUGUUUUCACUGUGAAGUCUGCAAGAUGGUCCUCACAGCCAAUAACUUCGUCAGCCACAAAAAGAGGCCAUACUGCUCUGUACAUAACCCAAGGAACAACACAUUCACAAGUGUCUAUGAAAUCCCUAUCAACAUCAAGGCAAAGAAGCAAAGCAAGGUGAGCAGUGAGCUGAAGUAUCGUGAAGAUGGCGAGCGCUUUAUGUCCACCUUCCACUUAGACAUGAAGUCCAUGGAGCUGGAGAAGGCUCGUCUAGCCAAUCAGAUGGCCAGCCAGGCCUUUCAGUCUCAGUCGCAGUUCUCACAGCAGCAGACAUGGUAUUCAGGGAUGAUGACCAACCAGGAAAUAGUAACAAGGUCUCAGGUAGAGAAGACUGCCAGUGAUGUGAAUCACACAGAAGAAUUUGAGCAGUCGAAAGGAAAAGGCAGCUUCCCUGCCAUGAUCACCCCAGCUUAUCAAGCUGCGAAGAAAGCCAGUACUUUGGCCAGUAAUCUGGAAUAUAAAAAAGGACACGAGGAAAGAGUUUCAAAGUACACCGCAUUUGUUGACCCCCCAGAAGUGAUUCUGGCUAAGAAACAAGGACAAAUUGUUAGCGAUUAUGCCUAUACAGAAGAGUAUGAGCAGCAGAGAGGUAAAGGAAGUUUCCCUGCACACCUUACACCUGGAUACAAAGUGUCAAAGAAGGCCACAGAGCAGGCCAGUGAUAUAAAGUAUCGUCAGAUGUAUGAACAGGAGAUGAAGGGUAAAGCUAGCGCAGAGGCUGCGGUAGCUGAAGCAGCUCAUGCCAGAGAAAACGCAGAGCUCUUCAGUCAGAUUGCAUAUAUUGAAGAGUAUGAGCAGCAGCGAGGCAAAGGAAGUUUCCCUGCAAUGAUCACUCCUAGUUAUCAUCUGGCUAAGAAGGCACAGGAACAUGCAAGCAAUGUGGAGUAUAAAAGGGAUCUGGAGAACAGCAAAGGUCACAGCAUUAAUUUCUGUGAGACACCACAGUUUCAAAAUGCUGCUAAAGUUGCCAAGUUCACGAGUGAUAACAAGUACAAAGAGAAGUACAUUGCUGAUAUGAAGGGCCACUAUGAAGACUCGGGAAUUGAUAAAAAGAUGAUGCAUGCCAUGAAAGCGAGGAAGCUGGCAAGUGAUAUUGCUUAUAAACAAGGCUGUGAACAGGAGCAGGGUGAAUACAACUACCCAGCCACCAUCACACCAGGCUACCAAAGUCAAAGGAAACUGGACCCACUAAAAGAUAAGAUCUACAGGCAACAUAUUGACCAGGUCAAGUACAGUCAUGUGACAGAAACUCCUGAGAUUGUUUUAGCAAGGAAAAACGCUCAGCUUGUCAGCAAUCUAAAUUACAAAGCAGGCUAUGAGAAGACAAAGCAUCAGUACACACUAUCCCAGGACCUGCCCCAAAUCAAAAUGGCCAAAGCCAAUGCUGCUCUGUGCAGUGAUAUUAAAUAUAAAGAGGAAUGGGAGAAGACCAAGUCUAAAGCCUGGGACAUCAGCUUGGACAACCUGAGUGUCAAAGCAGCUAAGGCUUCCCGAGACCUUGCCAGUGAUAUUAAAUACAAGGAGAGUUAUUUGAAGAACAAGGAGAAGGCAAUGGGGGUCAACGUGAGCGACUCCAAGACCCUGCACUCUCUUCAAGUGGCCAAGAUGAGCAGUGAUAUUGAGUACAAAAAGGGCUCCAGGGAGAGCCGGGGCCAGUACAGCUUGCCUCUGGACAUGAUUAACCUGAGCCAUGCCAAAAAGGCCCAGGCGCUGGCCAGUGAUCUGGAAUAUCGCACACGGCUCCACAACUACACUGUCAUGGCUGAUGACAUCAAGGUUCAGUCCUCAUUAAAAACACUUUUGGCUGCACCACAGCACCAGUAUCGCUCAGACCUGAACUGGAUGAGAGGAGUGGGCUGGGAGGCUGAAGGAUGCCUGAACAUAACCCAGGCCAAGAAAGCUGGAGACCUGCUCAGUGAUACAAAGUACCGUCAGAAGGCAGACAGCAUCAAGUUCACCCAGGUGGCGGACGAUCUCUCCACCAAACACGCCAAAAAGAGCCAGGAACUGCAGAGUGAUCUGGCUUACAAAGCAAGUAGAGAUCAGAUAUUACACCAGUACACCAUGUCAAAGGAUGAACCUCUUUUCAGACAGGCCAAGGCUAAUGCUGACCUUCUCAGUGCGAAAGUUUACAAGAGGUCCUGGGAGAAACAGAGGGAAAAGGGCUUCGAGCUGCGACUGGACUCUCUCUCUAUACUCAGCGCCAAAGCUAAGACAGACCUGGCCAGUGACGUCAAAUACAAGGAGAGCUAUGAGAAAAACAAAGGCAAGGUGAUUGGUAUUAAGUCAGUCAGUGACGACUCACAGAUGGCUCACUCUGCACUUGCCACCAAACUACAGAGUGACCUGUACUACAAGAAGAACUAUGAGGACACAAAGACCAAAUACAGUGUAUCUCUGGAUAUGCUGAACAUCAGCCAUGCCAAGAAAGCUCAAGACCUGGCAACAGACAUAAACUACAGAACUUAUCUCCAUGAGUAUACCACACUGCCAACUGACAUGAAGGUCGCCUGGGCUAAGAAGGCCUAUGGACUACAGAGUGAUGUCAGGUAUAGGUCAGAUCUGAACUGGAUGAAGGGGGUCAGCUGGGAGGCCUCAAAAUCUCUGGAUGUCCAACAGGCGAAGAAAGCCGGAGAGCUUGUCAGCGAGAAAAAGUACCGUCAGGAUGUGAGCGCUUUGAAGUUUACCAGUGUUGAAGACAGUCCAGAGAUGGUCCAAGCCAAACUCAGCAACAAACUUGCCAUUGAUAGGCUGUACAGAGAGAAGGGUGAAAACAUGAAGCACAGCUACACACUCAGUGAAGAGCUGCCUGAGUUGGUGCAGGCCAAGCUCAAUGCCAUGAACAUCAGCGAGAACCGUUACAAGGAGUCUUGGUCUAAGAUACGCGAUGGUGGUUACAAACUGAGUCUGGAUGCCAUUCCUUUCCAGUCCGCCAAAGCUUCUACAGAGAUCCUCAGUGAUCAAAAGUACAAAGAAAAAUUUGAGAAGACUAAAGGGAAGAUGAUUGGACUGAGGGGACUGCAGGACGACUUGAACAUUGCUCACUCCGUUCAUGCCAGCAGGCUCCAGAGUGAUAUUAAGUACAAGCAAGAUUCAGUGAGGGAGCAUUCAAAGUUCCACCUUCCCAUGGACAUGAUAGAGGUUGCCCACGCUAAAAAGGCCCAGUCGCUGGUUAGCGAUCAGGACUACAGGCUCAUCCUGCACCAGUACACCUCACUGCCAGAUGACAUGAAGCUGCAGGCAGCCAAGAGGGCGUACGCCCUGCAGAGCGAGAAAGUAUAUCGCUCUGACCUGAACUACCUCCGAGGUGCAGCCUGGAUUGCCACUGGGGCUCUGCAGAUUGAAGGCUCCAAGAGGGCCACAGACCUCAUCAGUGAUAAAAAGUACCGUCAGCAGCCGUACAACUUCAAGCACACCUCUGUCACUGACUCUCCAGAUAUCAUCCAUGCCAAAUUCAGCGGACAGAUCGCCAAUGAACGUUUGUACAAAGAGAAAGGGGUGAACGACCAACACAGCUACACCAUAACAACUGACAGACCCGAGAUUACACAAGCCAAGAUUAAUGCAGCCAACUUUAGUGAGAUCAAGUACAGAGAGUCCUGGCACACCCUAACAGCUCAGGGCUACAAGCUCACCAUGCAGGACAUCCCCUUCCAGGCUGCCAAGAGCUCCACAGGCAUCGCCAGUGAUUACAAGUAUAAGCACAACCACCUUCUGGAGAAAGGAAAGCACAUUGGCGUGGGAAGCGUUUUGGACGACCCGUAUCUCCUGCACUGUGCGCAGGCAGGUCGGCUGGCCAGCGACCAGGUGUAUCGCAAGGACAUGCUGGCUACCAGCGGGCAGUAUCACCUGACAUCAGACAUGAUUCAUCUGGUGACAGCUAAGAAUGCCCAGGCCCUGGCCAGCGAGCAGGACUACAGGAAAAGACUGCAUGAGUACACAGUGCUGCCUGAUGACAUGAAGGUCAAGUGGGCCAGAAAAGCUUAUGACCUGCAGAGUGAGAAACUGUACAAGUCAGACCUCAACUUCAUGAAAGGAGUGGCCUGGGACGGAGUAGGUGCACCUCAGCUGGAGUCAGCCAAGAAGGCUGGAGAGCUUAUAAGUGAUAAGAAGUAUCGUCAGCUGCCUGACCGUCUGAAGUUCACCUCAGUGGCCGACUCUCCUGAUAUUGUCCACGCUAAGACGAGCUAUCAACAUUGCAGUGAGAGGCUGUACAAAUCUGGAAAGAAUGAUGACAUGCAUAAGUACACCUUACACCCAGACGAUCCCGACUUUGUCAGAGCCAAGAUUAAUGCCCAGCACAUCAGUGAUAAAGUUUACAAGGCGUCUGGGGAGCAUGUGAAGACAUUGGGCUAUGACCUAAAGCUGGAUGCUAUUCCCUUCCAAACUGCCAGGGCCUCCAGAGAAAUUGCUAGUGAUCUUCGCUACAAGCAGUCCCAUCUGAAGGAGAAGGGCCAGCAGGUAGGGCUGCGCUGCGUGGAGGAUGACCCUAAGAUGGUGCACUCUCUGGCAGCCAGCAAACUGCAGAGCAACCUGGAGUAUAAACGGCAGUCCAAGGAGGAGCGUGGCCAGUAUAGAAUGCAUGCUGACCAGCCCGAGUUCCUGCAAGCCAAAAAGAGUCAGGCUCAGGCUAGUGAUGUCACCUACCGCCGCAAGCUCCACGACUACACCUGUGACCCUGAACAGCUCAAUCUAAAGCAUGCAAAGCAGGCCUACAAGCUGCAGAGUGAUGUGAAUUACAAGUCAGAUCUGAACUCGAUGCGAGGAGUGGGCUGGACCCCUCCUGGCUCCCAUAAGGUUGAGCUCGCACGCCGGGCUGCUGAGCUAGGGCUGGCUGAGGGAGUCAGCACAGAAGAAGCUAUCGCAAAGUACCAGAACAUGAUGAUGCUGCAUUACCAGCAGCAGAUGAUGGAGCAGCAGCAGCAGCAGCAGCAGCAGCAGAGUUCGGAGCAGGUGGAAACCAGUGACGAGGUUCACCGAGGAGUCAACUUGGACGCCAAGGAAGUUAUGCAUGUCAAGAGGAAGAAGACCAUCCAUUCUGUCCAGCAAAAGUCCGCCACCACAACUUCAUUCAGAUCCAUGGAGAAGAAGUCCAGCACCACCUCAUCAUCACCUGCCCCCCAGAACACAGUCAGGACAUCCAUGUCUGGUAAAGCUGCUGCGAUAAAAGAAGCGUAGAUCAUUAACUUUCAGAAGGUGAGGUGAAUUUUUACUGAAUGGUUUAUUUUCAGGGGGUGUUUUAACUGUUGUGAUUCUGUAGUUGCAUGGGAUUCACACCAAUGUCAUACAGAACUAUUGUAGGUGCAAAAUGAAUGGUAAAAUAUAGUUUAAAUUAUUUAGAAAGGGAUUAAGCAUGUUGAACUGGGACAGGACUCGUUGUGUUUGUUAAAAGGAUUGUCUAUGUAUGUAGCUAACAGAAGGGAAUUCAGACAAAAAGCACUGACACUGUGUCAAAACCUCUGAUGUGAAGAACUGUGUUCAACAUCAGGCAAAAACAACUGAAUUCAGAUUGUUUCAGGAAAAAAAGUCAAAUGCCACAUGGAAAGGCAGCAUUUUGUUUUUGUACACUGAGAUGGUGUAUCUGGAACCAGAGACUGCUAGCACUGCAGAUUUUAAAAAAAAUCUUUAGUCAAGGACAUACUGUGUGAUUCAUGUUAAACCGAACAAGGCGCAGACACGUCUGAUAAUCUGAUGCACUUUGAGCUAGGCUCAGUGAGGAAGAGGUAUAGCUUUACUGAAAGGUGUGAUCUACAUUUUGUCUGGCAGGGUCAGCAA
Molecule: messenger RNA, 6297 nt
Organism: Monopterus albus (swamp eel)
Lineage: Eukaryota; Metazoa; Chordata; Actinopteri; Synbranchiformes; Synbranchidae
Gene: nrap
Product: nebulin-related anchoring protein
Exons: 44
Coding region: 403-5700 (1765 amino acids)
Biological process (GO): cardiac muscle thin filament assembly
Cellular component (GO): Z disc
Molecular function (GO): actin filament binding
Source: RefSeq, a predicted model, not a curated record